GUCAUCUUUGGCCGCGCCAUUAAAACCGAGUACCUCACGUUAGGCACACUCUUCGCGACCGGUGGUGCCGUGUAUGCAUCGCUUGGUGGAAAGAAGGAUUCUGCAUCUUCAAGCAAACCUCUUGCAGAGCGCGUGAAAGAGGCUGUACCCAUAAAUGCUGGAUCCAGUGAAGAGGAACAAUUGAUGAACAGCAUCAAGAACUUUAUUGCAGAAGCCGAGAAGGAGGGCGGGGUAGCGCAUCAUUGA
Molecule: messenger RNA, 246 nt
Organism: Suillus subaureus
Lineage: Eukaryota; Fungi; Basidiomycota; Agaricomycetes; Boletales; Suillaceae
Exons: 3
Biological process (GO): proton motive force-driven ATP synthesis
Source: RefSeq, a predicted model, not a curated record